Centropristis striata (black sea bass) is the source of this 1119-nucleotide messenger RNA. RefSeq names its product odorant receptor 131-2-like. Gene Ontology annotation, molecular function: G protein-coupled receptor activity. The record is from RefSeq and is a predicted model, not a curated record. The transcript has a single exon. The coding region runs from base 160 to 1119 and encodes 319 amino acids. Gene Ontology annotation, biological process: G protein-coupled receptor signaling pathway. Gene Ontology annotation, cellular component: membrane. Lineage: Eukaryota; Metazoa; Chordata; Actinopteri; Perciformes; Serranidae.
AUCUAUAGGUGAGUGAUACUCUUUUAUUCUGAACAUUGGAUGUGUAUUAAGUUACAGUGCAAAUAGUCAGUUUUAAAGGUUGGAUAAGUAAAGAUGACAUUGUAUAUUUGUGUAUUGACUUUAAAUGUAUUUUUUCCUUAACAGGUGUGCUGUUUCAAAAUGCAGAAUCUGACUGAAUUUCCAGGCACUUCCCACAAUAGACUGUCUGUGAUCAUCAAGGUGUGUGUGGUUAUCCCCUUCUUCUGCGUCUUCUUCUGCUGCAUUGUUGUCAUGUUGUAUGUCUUUGCGUCUCACAGGCAGUUCCUGGACACCACACGUUACAUCCUGUUUUCCAACAUGCUGAUCAAUGACACUCUCCAGCUCUUGUCCUCUGUGCUGCUCUUCCUCUUUGUCAUGGGUCGGGUGAAAUUUGCUCUUGUCUACUGUGUUCCUCUGUUGUUCUUUACCAGUGCCACCUUCCAGAACACACCUUUAAUCCUGGCCACCAUGUCACUGGAGCGUUAUGUUGCCAUCCUCUACCCCCUGCAGUGCCCGGCCGCCUGGCGAUCAGAUCGAAUCUGGAUCAUUAUUCUGUCCCUGUGGCUCAUCAGCUGUAUCUUCCCUAUUAUUCUCUUUUCCAUUGGCAAAAGUGAUUCAAUCGUAAACAUUCUUUCUACCCCUGUGCUUUGCAAAUCGAUGCUUAUCCACUCAUCUCCUAUCCAGGGAUUGUUCCGAGCUGCUGUAAAUAUUCUCUUCUUUGCAGUUGUGGCUGUUGUCAUCCUCUUUACAUACAUUAGAAUCUUACUGGAAACAAGGAAGCUGAGACAAGAUAAAGUGUCAGUGAGCAAAGCCAUGCACACUGUGCUGCUCCACGGUUUUCAGCUGCUGCUAUGCAUGUUGGCCUUCACAUACCCCAUCACUGAGACUCUCAUUGUACUGCAUGCCAACUGGUUGCCAGAGGACAUCGCCUUUUUUAAUUAUUUCUGUUUCAUCCUUAUUCCCCGUUUUCUCAGCCCGCUCAUCUAUGGGUUUAGAGAUCAGAGUCUCAGGGUCUGCAUUGGAAAAACAUUCCUGCGCUGCUCAAACAAAGUCAAACCCAGUGUGAGAGGCAAGCUGCAGGACAACAUGCUUGCUUCUUGA